AUGUGGUGGCAAGCCAUGCUUCCACAGCCCAUCCUUGCCGUGACGGCGGCCACAGUGCUGUACGCCGGAUGGCUGGCGAUAUCGCGAUUGUGGCUCUCCCCUCUCGCUCGCUUUCCCGGCCCAAAGCUGGCCGCGCUGACCAUGUGGUAUGAAUUUUACUUCGAUUCGCUCCUCGGCGGCCAGUAUACCUUCCAGAUUGCCGAGAUGCAUCGCCGGUACGGCCCCAUUGUGCGAAUCAGCCCCUUUGAGCUGCACAUCGACGACCCGGAGUAUUACGACGUCCUGUACUCGCGCGACAAGCCCCGGAACAAAUCCCUCCACUUGACGGGCAUGUUCGGGGCACCCGCGUCGGCCUUCGGAUCGGUGGAUCACCGACGCCAUCGCAUCCGUCGACAACCGAUGAACCCAUUCUUUUCGCAACAGCGCAUUCGAACCUUGGAGCCCAUGCUCCGAAGGAUGGUGGAGAAGCUCUGCGCAGGACUCCGGGCGUGGAAGGAAAGGAACGUCCCGCUGCAUCUGUAUCAUGCCUUCAACGCCUAUACAACGGACGUGGUCGUGGAGUACUCGAUGGGCGAGUCGUUCCAUUACCUGGAUGACCCGGACUUCACGCCACAAUGGUCAAAGACCAUCGAAGCCAUCGUGGAAGUGGGUGUGCAGUUCAAACAGUUCCAAUGGGUGAUCGGCCUCUUUGAAUUGCUUCCUCGCUGGCUCGUUGUCCUGAUCAACCCGGACAUUGGCCCGGUCAUUGAUCAGAAGGUCGAGAGUCUGCGACUGGCCAACUUGAUCAUAGAUAGUCAGUCCAACGGAGGCGCUCUUCCGGAUGAGAAAACAAGUGUACCCAAGGGAACUCUGUUCCAUGCGUUGCUCAACAGCAAACUUCCUGCAGAGGAGAAGGCGCCGGACCGCCUAAGCCAAGAGGUAUUCACGGUCAUCUCAGCCGGAGGGGAAACGACUGCCAAGAAUCUGUCCACACUCAGCUUCCAUCUGCUACAUAACCCGGAUAAGCUGCAGCGGUUACGCGAGGAGCUGAACCGACUCGACCCCGAUGGCACGGCAUCUCUGGUGGAAUAUGAGACCAUGCCUUAUCUGACAUCUGUCAUGCUUGAGGGCCUGAGACUUACCAAUGCAGUUGCAACCAGGCUGCAGCGCAGCUCGCCGGAUCAAGUCAUGAUGUACAAAGAUUGGGCUAUUCCCCCCGGGACGCCCGUCGGCAUGACGAGUAUGUUCUUGCAUCACAACGAGGAAAUUUUCCCCAAUGCCCAAAGCUUCAUCCCCGAGCGAUGGAUGGACCCGGAACAGCGAAAGGCGCUGGAGAGGUAUCUUGUUCCCUUCAGCAAGGGGUCAAGGCAGUGUGUUGGCAUUCCCCUCGCCCGAGCGGAGAUUCUUUUGGCCAUUGCCACAAUAUUCAGGGAAUUCGAGAUGGAGCUACACGAGACUACCGUCGAGGACGUGCGAAUAGUGCGAGAUAUGUUCAAUGGUCACCCACGGAAGGGAAGCCAAGGCGUUCGUGUGAUGAUCAAGAGCUGCCAUGAGCAUCCUAGGGCGAGUAGUAAGUCAUGA
Messenger RNA from Penicillium olsonii, 1560 nucleotides. The record is from the annotation of a GenBank genome assembly. Lineage: Eukaryota; Fungi; Ascomycota; Eurotiomycetes; Eurotiales; Aspergillaceae.